Syngnathus acus (greater pipefish) is the source of this 1556-nucleotide messenger RNA. RefSeq names its product translin (gene tsn). The transcript is spliced from 6 exons. The coding region runs from base 150 to 827 and encodes 225 amino acids. NCBI's taxonomy places the organism in Eukaryota, Metazoa, Chordata, Actinopteri, Syngnathiformes, Syngnathidae. Gene Ontology annotation, cellular component: nucleus; cytoplasm. Gene Ontology annotation, biological process: RNA metabolic process. The record is from RefSeq and is a predicted model, not a curated record. Gene Ontology annotation, molecular function: single-stranded DNA binding; RNA binding; sequence-specific DNA binding.
UAUCUACGCGCCUCUUUAAGAUGACGCUCCGGAAGCGCAUGGCCAGCAGUGACGUUUCGCGGUAACCGUCGUGUCUUUUAAACAGCGCCAUUCAAGCAAUCAGACAAAGCGCCCGUCUCGUGUUUGUAGUUUAACAGUAGACUUUCGCCAUGUCGGUCAGCGACAUGUUCUCCUACAUUCAGGGCUUCCUGAGCGCCGACCAGGACGUCCGAGAGGACAUCCGAAAAGUGGUGCAGGUGUUGGAGCAGACCGCAAGAGAAAUUCUCACUGUUCUUCAAAGUGUACAUCAGCCGUCGGGAUUCAAAGACAUCCCUGAUAAAUGUACAAAGGCCAGAGAAUUGUUUGGCACAGUUCAGAUGCACAUUGCUGACUUGAAGACCAAGUUCCCUGCGGACCAGUAUUAUAGGUUUCACGAGCACUGGCGCUUUGUCUUGCAACGUUUGACCUUCCUGGCGGCUUUCGCGGUCUACCUGGAAAGCGAGGCCCUUGUGACCCGUGAGGAGGUGGCACAAAUUCUGGACAUUGAGGUGGUGCGAGACAAAGGCUUUCAUCUGGACGUGGAGGACUACUUGGCGGGUGUGCUGAUCAUGGCCAGUGAACUGUCACGCUUGGCGGUCAACAGCGUAACCGCAGGCGACUACAACCGCCCUUUGCGCAUCUCCAAUUUCAUCAACGAGCUGGACUCGGGUUUCCGUCUGCUCAACCUGAAGAACGACCCCCUGCGCAAACGCUACGACGGCCUCAAGUAUGACGUCAAGAAGAUCGAGGAGGUGGUCUAUGACCUCUCCAUUCGCGGACUCGCCAAGGAGGCCAAGAGUGAGCAAUAGGAAACUUGUCAUGGGCAAUGCUGGAAGUCAAAUUUGCCGGGUUCUGACUGAGGGGCCGUCUUGGAUGGACGUUAGCCCCGUUCACAUUGCCGAUCAGUCGUAACAAAAAAAAUCCUCGCUGUGUAUUGACACUGUUACGACCAACCAGUAUUGGGGACACACUAGAAAGAAAAAUAGAGUGGGAAUAAAGUCUUAAUAUUACGAGAGAUCAACAGUUUCACAGUCUGCCAAAAAAAGUACUCUUAAUGUUCUUGACUAAUAACCUUAUUACUUUAAAAGAAAGAUAACACUUUUCACCUUGCAUUGGUAAUUUUGCUCCCUUAAAAUGUUUUGCAGUAUUGUGCUUUUUUUUCCCCCCCUUGGGGAAAACAGUACAACAUUUGUCAUGUUAAAUUACAGUAUACAAAUUUUAGUGUUGCAUAAAUAAGCCUAAAUUCUGUGGGGGGGUAUUUUGUUAAAUAAUCCCUUAUCACAUAAAAAAGCGCUUUCAAACACCUUUUUCUUAAAUACAUCUUUUAUUGUAAUAUUGUGCAUGCAUUUCAUUUUUAGAUUUUAGAUUUCUUUUUGCAUGCAAAUCCUCAAAGUAGCCUUUUCUAAAAAAAAAAAAGUAUGACUUUUCUCUUGAAGGUAUAAACUUCAAUUAUUUUGUAGCAUGCUGUUUUUCCUCAGUAAAAAUAAUAAAAAUAGACCAAUUUUGUAAUAUUAGGUCAUUUGUCUUAUUGAAAAAAA